AUGUCCGUGGGUGCCCUGAGUACAACUUUUACGCCACCCCCGUCGUGUACAACGCAAAGUAACGGCUGGUGGUACUAUGAUAGCUCCAAUCUGGGUGACUACCCUACGGUCACUACAACGGGCGCCGACAUCGAAUGGUAUCUGAGUCUUGGGCCAUCUAAAUGGGAUACUUGCUUUCCAUCGGGCUACAAGACCGGCUUGUCUUACUUCUCACCGGGUAUCUGCCCUGAUGGCUAUACCGCUGCGGGUCAAACAAGUCUCGCGAGUGAUAAUGCUGUCGUGACCGCCGCAACAUGCUGCCCCUAUGGCUACAAUGCGCAAACGGGCCAUGAUAACUACUGGUACUCAACAAACCAAUGCAGCUCAUCUAACACCGACACUGCUGCCGAAUAUACCUACACCCAAGGAGGUACCGUCACAUCCUACUCAGGCUCCUAUGGCGUAAACGCCAAGGGAAUCUCAAUUCGCUGGAAGUCAGAAGACUUCGCAACACAAACCUCGACAAUUUCCAGCACAAGUACAAACACCUCAACAAGCAAUGCAUCCAAUGGAUCCAGCUCAGGUGGGCUUUCAGCAGGUGCCAAAGCAGGCAUCGGUGUCGGUGUUGGCGUCGGGGUUCCUUUGCUGCUUGGUGUCCUGUAUCUGAUCUACCUGGUGAAAAGAAAUAUGGACAAGAAGGAAGCUGCUGCUGCUGUUUCGCCUCAAGGACAUGCUGUUCCACCAGCUUCUGAAACUGCCACUCAGCCAGGCUACAUGCCCGUUAACUAUGAUUAUGGGCAGCAAAACAUGUAUGCACCUUCAUACGAAAUGUCUUCCGAUGGCCAAAAGGAUACCCAGCCCCAGGAGAUGAGUACGUUUAGGCAAUGA
Molecule: messenger RNA, 867 nt
Organism: Penicillium argentinense
Lineage: Eukaryota; Fungi; Ascomycota; Eurotiomycetes; Eurotiales; Aspergillaceae
Exons: 2
Coding region: 1-867 (288 amino acids)
Source: RefSeq, a predicted model, not a curated record